CUCUUAUCACCCAAUCCUCCUCCACGGCGUUGUAAGAUUUCGGGAUGCUACCUUUAACGAAGGCUUAUUCCCCGAUCGACUUUGUUUUAAAACCACACCUAAGUUUGUGUCAAUGUCCCAAAGAGUCUUGGCCGCCGCGCGAUUCUCGACCGUCUUCAGUCUAUAGGUAGCGCAUCAUCGAUCAUCGAUAUUGACCAUGCCUCGGUGGACAGUGCUUUCUUGGCCUAGUCCUGAGUGAUAGAAAUACUACAUAGUCCAUCUGCUGGUCCAACGACCUGCUCUACGCCCAAUUCAUAUUGUUUGAUUAUCAAGUCCACAGCUAUGCAAUUUUCUUCUCUGCUCGGAGCCCUGGCUUUGGCUUCUUGUGGCGUUGUUGCCCAAAAUGUCACUUACUGUCCCUCUGGCAACGUAUGCUAUGCAGUUAACGUCCCUGCUACCACUGCAUCUAGCGGUUCUGGCGAUAUAUACUUUCAAAUCACUGGGCCUUCAACAUUAUCCUGGAUAGGGUUGGGCCAGGGAACAUCUAUGACAGGAGCGAAUAUAUUUAUGAUCUACGCGAACUCGGCGGGGGACAAUGUUACACUCUCACCACGUCUUGGUUCUGGAAACAGACAACCCGAAUCAGAUACUACCACGGAUGUAACGCUCUUAGGAGGCUCAGGAAUCUCAAACGGUGUAAUGACUGCGAACGUCAGAUGCUCAAACUGUAAUACAUGGACUGGUGGAUCCAUGAGUCUCACCGACACGAACUCUAAUUGGAUCUGGGCAUACAAGACCGGUUCUGUGAUCUCUUCAGACGAUGUUUCUGCCAAUCUUGCUCAGCACAGUAACUACGGAGAAACGACGUUCAAUCUCCAGAACGCUGGUGGUGGUAGCAGUUCCAACCCUUUCCUGGCCACCACAGCAAUGUCAACAUCAUCGGGAAACAAUUCUGGAUCAUCAUCGUCGGGCUCAUCCUCUGUAGGUGGCGAUUCGAUGCCGGCGGACUAUGCCAAUGUUAGAAUGGCUCAUGCUAUCUUGGCUCCUAUUGCAUUCGUACUCUUCUUCCCCAUUGGCGCCAUGGCAAUUCGUCUUCUGAGUUUCCCGGGCCUGGUUUGGGUCCACGCUGGCUGGAUGACAUUCACAUAUAUCAUUGUUCUGAGCAGCAUGGGUAUGGGCGUAUGGAUGGCAGUUGUGUCAAAACAGCUUGACCAAUACCAUUCGAUUAUUGGACUGGUAGUCGUGGGAUGUCUGCUUUUGCAGCCCAUUUCUGGUUUCACGCAUCACCUUCUGUAUAAGCGUGAAGGCCGACCCAAUGCUGCAACAUACCCUCAUAUCUUCUGGGGCAGAGCUGUGAUUACACUCGGUAUCAUCAACGGUGGUCUCGGUCUUCAAUUGUCGGGCAAUACAGUAAAAGGAGAAAUCGCAUAUGGCGUCGUCGCUGCUGUUAUGUGGCUGCUGUGGAUGAUUGUCAUCGUUCUUGCUUUCAUCAGAAGUAGGAAUAAGCCCGAGGGAGAAACUGGAGAAGCUGUCUUCGAGAAGCCUAAUGACAGCACCGAGAGGAUGAGAAUUUCUCAGUCUGUUCACCAGCAGGACAGCCCCCUUCGCCUUUCUUUUUCGGGUGACAACAUCGGUCUUGCGCCAAAGCCGACAUAUGGUUAGGGUCAGCGCAGGUCCGACAAUGAGGUCAAAGGCACUUGGUGUGUAAUUUUGUCUUCUCGAACAUGCUUGGGGUGAGAUAGAUGCUUGACGAACUUUAUGACUUACUUUUCUUAUUAU
Mollisia scopiformis is the source of this 1758-nucleotide messenger RNA. RefSeq names its product CBD9-like protein. Lineage: Eukaryota; Fungi; Ascomycota; Leotiomycetes; Helotiales; Mollisiaceae. The coding region runs from base 322 to 1641 and encodes 439 amino acids. The transcript has 4 exons. The record is from RefSeq and is a predicted model, not a curated record.